AUGACUCGCGACAGUUGGAGGCUCAGGUCGAAUUUUCAUUUCGAGAUUUCGCGCAGGAUCUACGUGGUCGUGGACGAGCCCAUCCUCGACAGGUCUUCGUCCAGGAGUAAAUCUUCGACAGGAAAAAGUGACGAUUCGGUGGAAAUUAUUAGCGCGGAAGAUAAUGAAUCGGAUGCGAAAUUCGAUUUCACGGAGAAGGAUGUCUCGUCGUUAUUGGUGCUGUCCGAUAUCGAGAUACUGCAGUGCGCUUUGUCUAUCUUGCGAGAGUACGACGACGACCCUGGCGCCCCUUUCCGUUACCUAUUUGCGAAAACACCCCCUUUGUACGGCCGAGAAUUGAAGGACACCGACAGACAGAUGAAGAUUUUGAUGAAGGGUUUCCCGCAAGCCAAAGAGAAGCCUUUUCACGAACCGUUCCCGGAAGUGAGGGAUAUCCGCUCGCAGAGCGCCAGCAAAGGUUCGCGAAGAGGGAAGAAGUGA
Eufriesea mexicana is the source of this 480-nucleotide messenger RNA. RefSeq lists its product as uncharacterized. Bases 1 to 480 code for a protein of 159 amino acids. The transcript has 3 exons. The record is from RefSeq and is a predicted model, not a curated record. NCBI's taxonomy places the organism in Eukaryota, Metazoa, Arthropoda, Insecta, Hymenoptera, Apidae.